AUGGCCAAAGAAGAUGAUCUCGAGUAUUCGGACACGAAGAGGAUCGCCUUUAAUGUUGAAAGGGAAGAAGUUGAAGAGAUAAAUAACCCACAUCCUACCACUGAUAUCGAAAGCAAUGGUGUUACGGUGCGAAUUUACGAGGCUGACACAGACCGAGGAAAAUGGGGAAACCAAAUAGAGUUUAUCCUCGCGACGAUCGGUUUUGCUGUUGGUUUGGGAAAUGUUUGGCGUUUCCCGUACCUCUGUCAGAAAAACGGUGGAGGUAAUUUCUCAUAUUUCUCUUUAACUUUUCUUUGUUUGACCAUGCGGCGAGUAAAAUGUUUACCUUCCUUGAUUUCUUACUAAAUUUUCAGUAAUGAAACGGCAAUUUAGUGGCUUCAUUGUCCUUGUCGCGUAAAAAAGAACAAAAAAAAUUGGGCAUGAGUAAGUCUGCGGGAAAACUGUGUGUUUUAACUAAACCCUUGAUUUGCGACGCAAAUUCUGUUUCGUAAAUAUCAACGCACGUGUUUCCCUCGCUUUCAAAACAUGAAUUGUUUCGUUCUCCUGGCGGCCGCCGACAAAGUUUUUGGCAAAUGAAUGAUUCAAAACAAGUAUGUUAAAGGUACAUACGCGUGUUUAGAGUCAGGAAUGUUUUGGAACAAAUUAUUUUGAUGGUCUAUUCAUCCUUUUUCAUUUAAUCUUCAGCGCCAAAGUUGAACAUAAACGAUGCCAGUUGUUUGCUUAUUUCGCUUGAUUUUCGUUUGAAAACCUGGAUUGGGUUUGGAUUGGGGUCGUUAUACUUAAAAGAAGGGGCAAACAAAAUUUUUCCAAUAUUUCAACGAAAGCUUUUAUAGUGAUUCACAUAAGCCCAACAACAGACGAUUUCUAAAACUGGUAGUUUUACGACGCCACAUGUAAACUAACCCUAAGCGAUUCCUCCGAAUCGUUUCCAAAACAGGUCUGAUACUAUCUCAACAAUAAAUGAAACAACUUCGGAAAAUCAUAUAAUUCCCGACAAAAAUUUGUUUUUCAUUUGAAAUUAUAGCUUUGUUUCAAGCACCUUUUUUGUGGAAAAGAUUUUAAGCAAUGUUCAUUCAUUAAAUUUCCCAUUUGUCCACACUUCUUAUUAGCAUAUUCAACUUCUUCAUUUCGCUCUAUCACCAGACGCUCAAAAAAACUCAAGACGUUAAAAUUGAAAUUUUUCAGUUUUGAAAAGGAAUAAUAACCCGAUCUUCUACUUGUUAAUUAAAAAAAACUUAUAGUAUAAAUGAAAAUGUUUAAAGAUGAGAACUUAUAGUCGUCGUCGAAGACUCCUAAAGAAUCGUCAUCAGCUAGCUGCAUCACGUGUAUUUGUUUACAACUUCCUGAUUCUUCCCGCCAUUAUUUUCGCGCCUAAUUUAUUCAUAUCUUCUGAUGACGACGGUCUUUUGUCUCUAGCGCCCUUAUUAUCUAAGCUUAUUUUGUGAAAGGUUUGAACCCAGUAGGUUGAGUUUGAUCCUCCGGGUGAAAUUCGGCUCGGGAGACAGAAUCUGGUCACUACAACCCAUCACAUUUCCUUUGAAAUCACUCUUUGAUUUCGUUUUUACGCGUAAAUUAAAAUUAUAGUAAAUGCUAUUGUAAUUAUUUAUUUCCGGAAUUUCGGUGAGAUAAUGCGUUUUGUGAGCAUAGUCGUAUUUAAAGUCUGUUGACCUUUCUAUGUUUCAGUAAUGGUGAGUUAAAAAAAACAAACACACAAACACACAAUUAAGUUCGAUUCGCUGGUUGACCGUUUGCUUAGUAAUCGAGUAUGCGCGAGUUUGCCAAAUCCUGUUCAAAAUUGCGGGAAAAUCUGCCGGCAGAAUUUAUCACAUCCAAGCUCUUCAUUGCUCGAUAUUAAGGCUGUAACAAUACAUCGAACUAUCAAUUAAUCGCGAUAUUAACGCUGCGAUAGCGAUGGAUUGGUAGCAAAAAUGAAACAUCGAUAACAAUCGCGAUAGUGUAGCGAACUAUUGAUAGUUUCAGUGGUUUUUAUUCUUCUAACAUAAUUUUUAACGUCUACCACCACUUCUUAGUUAUUUCUUAAAGUAUAAGGCAUUAAGUAAAAACAGGUAUUCCUGAAAACUAUCGCAGUACUAUUGCUAUAGUUCCUCCUCUAUCGCAAUACUAUCCCAAUAUCCAUGUGGCCUAUUGCAAUACAAUCGCAGUGGUUAAAAUUUCCGCAAUAGUCACUCCUACUUGGUAUACGCUAUUUCCUCAGUUUUUACCAGUUGUUCAAUACUCAGAGAUCCCUUGUAUAAAAGAUGAUAAACAUUAUUUAGGCGAAUAAAGCUGUUCGUUGCGGUGUCCAGCCUCUUGCCAAAAAAAAAAACGGUGCCUACAAGAUAGCCUGGAUGGGUAAGCCAAUCAGAACGCGAGAUUCCGCGCUUCGUCUUGCCGCUCACGAACCAUCAAUGGUUAGUUACGUGUUUUGCCCAUAUGGCUAUCUAACUUUUUUAAAAACCUUUUUUCCCUGUGUAGACAGAUACAACACGCGCGGCUCGCUUCGCUCGCCCAAAUACGGGAGCUUGCAGCUCGCAGCUCGCAGCAGGCUAUCAAUGGCGGGAUACCAUUCUCUUUCGCGCUGUCCCCUCCCCCCCCCUCCCCCCAAAAAGGGAGAGAUUAAGUAAUGGUCCGUGUAAGAGGUAGGCAGGCGAACGGCAAAAGUGAUUAAAAGGUGCUAACUUUUAAUCAUUAAUUUCAAUUAAAUCAAGCGUUCUGAUUGGCCGAAAUCCAAAAAUCGCCAAAAAAACAGUCAGAAACGGGAUGGAUUCAUGAAGACUUACGUGAAUACACUGAUCCGUUGUUAGCCUCGUAAACUCCCAUCAGAUGUAGUCGAUAUAGCUAAAUCUUUUGAUUCGGUGCAUUACAUCAGUGGCAGCCUUGGCUUUGCCCAUUAAAUUUACCCAAAUUUAGAAGGUUGGCAGUUUUUUGUCUACAAUCAAACAAUUUAAACCACAUACUGACAUCAUAACGACAAAGCCAAGAAUCCGCAUUACAGAGGUUCCUGUAUUGUAAAGUUAUGUAGGUAGAAGAUGUGAUGGAGAGGUGUCUCUAGGUUUAGUACGGUGCUGUACAGCCCCCGAAAUGAUCCCCAACCCUGAAAUGAUCCCCAAAUCGAACCCGAAAUGAUCCCCAUUUCUUUUCGCACGUCUACCCCGAAAUGAUCCCCAAUUAAUUCUAGGAAUGGAAUGAAAUUCCGUCACGGAAUUAUUACAAGUCUGUUGCAGCGUUUACGUUAUUGAAUUACAUUUAACAUUUCACUACAGUUUAUGUGAUUUUUUAGCGCUUUCGUCAUCUAAUCGCCUUUAUGUCUACUUUUGCAUCUUCAACUUCAUUUUAAAAUUUUAAAAGUGUUAAAACAUCAUUUUUAAAAUUCAAUAUUCAAGGCAUGCAAGUUUAACAUCAUUUUUAGAAUUUAACAUCUAUGCAGUUUUCUUGAUGUUAUCGGUUGCAGUUCAUGGUGUUACUAAAAAUAUACUAGACUUUGUGUCGCAAAUAAUAUUUUCGUUUAAUCCCGUUCAAAGCGUAAUCCCAAAUUAAUGUCAUAAAAGAAUGUGGGCAAGUGAAGAUUAUUAGUGAAACUUAAGUUAUGAUGUGCAUUAUGCACGAUCCAUCGUUCUAGGAUAUCAUUCCAUUCUUAAAAUUAAUUGGGGAUCAUUUCGGGGUCGACGUGAAGUAACCUGCGAAGCAGGCGUCGAAAGGGGGAGGGGAUAGGGAGGAAAAAGGAGGGAGAUUGGGAAGAGAGGGUAAGGCUCCCUUCCCUUUUCUCCUUUUUCGCGCUUUUCUCUCUCCCCCUACCCCCUACCCCCUCCCCUUUUUGCGCCUGCCACGCAGGUUAAUGUGAAGAGAAAUGGGGAUCAUUUCGGGGUCGAUUUGGGGAUCAUUUCAGGGUUGGGGACCAUUUCGGGGGCUGUACAGUGUACAUCUAAGAUAUUUUGGUGUUAUACUGUGGGAAUGAGUUUUUGAAAUCAGGGGCACUCAACGGCAAUUUUCGGAAAAUAUCUGUUCGGAAGACGAUUUGAGAUCUAGAAUUUUCGGAACAUUUAUUGUAAAAUUUCUUGCUUGCCUGCCUCUCCUAGGAUUUUCGAACAUCUACAAAAUGGUAUAAUUACCAAUUUUUAACGGAUUUUUACCCUAAAAAAGGCCACCUAGAAUUUUCGGGAGCCUUUUCCUGGCUGAAAUUUUCGAAAAGGUAAGUUUUGAUCCCUAUAAUUUUCGGAUCACUAGACUUUCAGCUAGGAAAUCCGAAAAGAUGAAAAGCUUUUAGGGGAUAAAAAUAUGCCUAUAUAUACCGUUUAAAUACUAAAAUACGUUCAACAAUGCUUUGUUAAGUGGUUUUGAACUAUAUCCUCGUUGGGUGCCCCUUUUGAAAUUGAGAUUUGAAAUUUAGAGAGUUUAUCAGGUGACAGGCGUGCCGACGGCGUGAUGCACUGAUGCUUCGGUGUGCGGGGUCACUGACCGAAACCGGAAACAGUGCAUGAACAGUCUCUGGCACCCUGGAUGACCAGAAUGGCCCCAAAUUCCGUUCAAACGGUACAUGAGGGUAAAAAUAAAUGCAGAUAUGGUUCCUUUUGUAAAGUAAUUUUAAAAAAUAAAGGUCUUUUAGCCAUUGUUGACAUUGACGUUGACAUUCAAAGCCGGUGUCGUGAGGACUAUAUUAAAAGCUGUGAAUCGUUUAAUCAUUGACGUAACUUAAUUUUCACAUCAGUACCAGUUUUUACGCAAGUCAGGAACAUUCCAGUUGUGACCUGUAGACAAGGGUGCCGUCGGUAAAACACAGAUAACAGGGAACGACGCGGUCAGCGGAGAGGAAAACGGACUAAAAAGAAGAAUGAUGGGGAAAAAAUGGUGAGAGUAAUGAACGGAGUAACUUUGAGGUCUUGUGUGAUUGGCAGCCGAGGAACUGAUUAAAAGACUUUAAAAUUGCAUACUCAGUUGAGUAUCCAGUUUGUGAAAACAGUUUAUACACCUUGAAACAGGGAAACAGAAGUUUAUUUUCGUUGCCUCUGACAGCCGUGGCAGAUGGCAAUUAAAUUUUGCGAUGUACUGAGUCAUAUUUACAGACUGCAUUCGAGGUAAUUUCAAUUACAUUUAUCUCCUCUCUACAUACCUUUCAAAGAAGGUCUUCCUGAAUUCUUCCAACUGACCAAUCAUCGUUUCAUUUUUGCGUCCACAAAGCUUUCUAUAAGCUCUCUCCCGUACUUCAGCCAGUAGCGAAACUUGAUGAUUUUCUCAAAGUCCGGCGCAUGUGUGUAUGGAUUCUGAUGGAUUUGUUUCAUUUCGAGUCAUUUGUGAAGAACUAAUGGACUCGAGGCAUCGACAGUGCAAAUCCCUGAUAUUUCAGUGAGGGCGCCGGCAAGAUCGACAGCUGUCAAUUAUGUUUUCUCACCGUCUAUUCGUUUCAAUCUUUUGACUCACGUCCUAUAAAGGUUGUAAGUUCCGAGUCCGGCGAUGGUUUGACCGGAAAAUACUAGAUUUGUUAUCGGACUUGAUGAAACAAUUGAAAUUUGAGCACUUCACGUGCUCUUUAGUGGGGCGGUGUUUGUUUUCAUGCUCUUUUCAUACUAGAGAAGCAAGUGAACAGUCGUCCGUACCCUCUAACUAUGGCUUCGGCGGCUGUGAAAGACGGAGUCGUGAAUUUAACGGUACCUCAAACGGGAAACGAGGUUCCUCCCAAGGAAGAAGCAAAACCUUCAGCGACGGAGCAAAAGGCCGCCUCAAAAGCCGCUGUUUCUGUGGAGAUUGAAGAUAAGAGCGAUCGAGGAGGAUGGGGCAACAAGAUCGAGUUUAUUUUGGCGACGGUUGGUUUCGCUGUAGGUCUUGGAAAUGUUUGGAGAUUUCCUUAUCUUUGCCAGAAAAACGGAGGAGGUAGUUUAAUAUUUAUAUGUAUGGUACAUGCAUUUUUUUUUCUGAGGCUUGCAACAUCUGAUGAGGUCGUUCUUAGGUUAAAACCUCAAUGCAUUCUGCUCGACCUGACCUUCUUAGCGUGAGCUGGAGAGAGGUGUUCGGGGAUUUUCUUUCCUUCAUUGCAUCAUUUGUACGUCAAGCUAUGACAGCUAAUACCUAGAAUAGUUUGUCCGCUUCGAAAGGUCGAUUUUAAGCCGACAUCCACAAUACUGUAUGGUGUUGAAUUAAGUACCUAAGAAAUAUUAUCUGAAACCACAGGCGCUUGAAUUGAAUUACAUGUAAGAUACUGUAGUAUAAUUUUACUCUUACGCUUUAGAUUUCUCCGCCCUUCUCACCUACCCAGUUUUCAACCUUACAGAACCAGGUACAAUUUAUUUUCAUUGGCGAGAAAUCCAAAACUUUUUUAAGACACGUAUGCUUUCGUUUGAUUGUCUUGCAAAUCAUUGCAUGUUUACUUACUAAGGAUGAUUUACCAAUGAAUGAUAAACUUGCGUAUUUUUUCUGUCUCUUUUGCUUAAGAGUGUUAAGAACUUUACAUGCGAUUUAGGUAUUGGCUAAUUAACUCCGCUUUGUGCUUUAUUUUCAAUUAAACUUUAAAGACGUGUUCUUGAUCGUUCAUUUUUUGUGUACUAUUUACAUUUCGGCUACUCACGUUCUUUCAGAAAUGCAUGACUUCUCUAUAAUUGACCUGUAAACGUAAUGAGUGAAGCAGUUUAUCUCGGUCACAAUAUUGGCAAGCUUUUUGGUUCGGCUAGCUCAUUGAUGUUUGCGAGCGCCGAGCCGGCACGCGGCCGGGCGAAUUUUUUAUGCUGUCACGCAGCUAGUGAUUCUUGCGUUAUGUGGCCUCAGCGUGUUGUGCAGGUUUCGCGAAAUCAUAUAAAUCAAUGUAAAAAUUGUAUCGAAAGUAGCCGGCUUACUGCUAAUUUUUAUAGCUGUUUCUGGUAAAUUGUAAAUCAGGUUACUUGAUAGCUAAAAGAGGGCUACAGGCUGUGUGUUGCGGAAUCGGAAAAUAUAAAAUGCAAAAAAAUUAUAUUCCAACGCGGGUCACCACAGUUUUUAAAAUUGUUCAAAACUUUUGUUGGAUAUUUUUUAUUUAUUAUUAUUACUGGAACAAGUAUGGGGUACUAUCUUGGGUGAUGUAUAACCACAAUAUUCUUCAUUUAUAUGCACACAGGUAACCCAGCCAUUGAAUGAUAAGGGAGAGGGUCGUCUUCCAGUGAAACCGGCCAAGUAUAAAAAUUCUAGGAAGAAUAAAAUUUGAUUCAACUUUGAGUCCAUUGUUGGAAAUAUGAAGAAUGAAAAAUUCAAAACAGUUUUCGAAUCUGAUGAGAAUCACUCUUAAAAUUGAAAAGAUUGAGAAGUGAAUUUAAGGUUGGAGAAAAUAAAUCAGUUAGAAAGGAGCUUUUAUCAAUCAGGAAAGUGUUUUUGUACCAUGUCCUUUAGAGCGAUGUUCCAUACUAGCUGUCCACAAGACUACAAUGAGUAAUGCCCCAGAUUAAAAGUAAUUUUGACUUCUCAAAAACAAAAUAAUGAUCUAUGUCUGAUAUUUGAAUGAUAUCUUGAAGAUCUCUCAAAAACAUUAUGAAAGUCAUGAAAUAAUUAAAUUCAGCGUGAUAGAAGCAAAACUUAUGAACUGGGCUGAAGAAUGAUCUUUUUCUCUGAAGAUGCGGUAAAAUUUCUGACAGGAAUUUGGAGUCUUCAACUUUGCCGCUUUGUUGUGAUCUAAUAGAAUCCAAACUUGAUGAAUCAAGGAUUGUUUUGGACUUUCCAAUUCUUUAACUUUAAUGUCUUCCUAGAAAUCCUUGACUGGAUUUCACUGUAAAGACUGAAUAGUUUAAGGGAAAUGUGAACCUUAACUGGAAUUUCCACAGUGGUGGUUUAAAUCCAAAAAAGACUGUCCAUGGGGUGAGAGAGUAAUGGGAAUUUUCUGGAAGAGCAUAUGAUAUUAUUUGAAAAUACAGUGAAAGUCCGCGAUUAAGAACCUGGUUUUUAAGAACCUGUUAGACUAAAAUUUGUCAGUUAUGGCCCCUCUGUACAAGAACCUGUUUAUCAUAUAAUUUGAAGCAGGUUCUUAUUUUCUAAAAUCUAUAAUAAAAAAAUUCUGCACAGUUGGACAAAAGGACUUCAACAUUCAAGUGGUCAGUGCUUCGGUCCUUCUUCUCAUAGUCAUUAAUUUUAUAUAAGGAAUAAGCUGAAUACCACUAAAUACUCAUAGCUGCCAUCCUUUUUUUUUCAUAAAACAAUGAAGAACCUAAAAUAGCUUAAAUUUGUGUUAAUCACCAUUUAUGUAACAACCUGUUUAGGCUAACUUAGGAAAAUACAGUUUCUAAGGGUGCUUUCCAUUUGUCAGAACUGACUGGCCAGUCCAUUCCCGUCGCAAUGAUAGUUUCCCUUUUAAUCAAAACUAUCCAGCCAGAUUAGUCAAAUCCAAAUUAGUAUGCACGAAGGAGAACGUUUUUAAGCAAAAACUCUUGGAAAAAGCCUAUUUCAUUUUCAAACUGACUGGUCAGGCAAUGGUCUGGCCGGCCAGUCCUGACAAAUCAAAAGUGGGUCAGUCGCAGGUUUUUCUGUAGUCACCAUUUGCAAGAGUAAUGCUGAUGUUUGAACAAAUACUUUUUAUUCCUUCAGCCCAAUGUUUUAUGUAAAAGUUCAGGUCUUGGGAUCAGUAUGAAGUGUUAAUUGGUACUGUUUUUGAAAGGGUCCAUUGUCAAAUUCAAAUUAAUCCCAAAAUAGAGUGUUAGAUUGUUUUCCAGGUGAAUUUUCAUAUUGAUUUGUUUUUCUUUCACUUCCAGUUUUAGUUUAAUGAAAUUAAUUCCAAUCUUCAUUUUACAAAAAAUGCUGAAAAACAAACAGUGCUAUGUGAAAGAACUGCUGAAGAUAUUUCAUUUGAAUGACUUUGCUUAUUAUUUUGUCUUCAGAUUCAAAAGUUAGACAGUAGUAGACUCCAUCAUUUUAGCUUCUAAGGGGCCUGAGAAAGGUGCCUGUAUUCAUUUAUGGUGUUUGAUUUAUAAUAAUGUUUUUCUUUAUAUUUCCAGGUGCCUUUCUGAUUCCCUACUUCCUGAGUCUGUUCCUUCUGGGAAUCCCUCUUUUCUUCCUUGAGCUGGCAAUUGGUCAGAGUCUGCGUCAAGGAUCUGUUGGAGUAUGGAAUGCAAUACACCCUUACCUUGGUGGUCUUGGAUAUGCCUGUGUUGUUGUUUGCUUGCUUGUGGGAAUGUACUACAACAUGAUCAUAGCAUGGUGUUUUUACUACUUGUUUGCUUCCUUCCAAGAGCCUCUGCCAUAUUCAUCCUGCCCACUCUUGGACAAUGGUACCAAACUUGAAGAGUGCAUAGAAGCUGGUCGCACACAGUUUUACUGGUACAGGAAGGCUCUUGAUGCAUCUCCAAGCAUUGAAGAGAGUGGUGGGCUUGUCUGGCAUCUUAUUCUUGUCCUUUUAGUAGCCUGGGCUGUUGUAUUCUUGUGUAUGAUGAGGGGAGUGCAGUCUGCUGGCAAGGUCAGUGGUUUAGCAUAUUUAUGCUGAACAGUGAUAUUUGAAGGCAGUGAUUUUGUUACAGAUAGUUAUGGUGAGUCCUGGGACUUCGAUCGAUCUGUGCGUCCUACGUGACGCAUGUCAUGAAUUAUUUUGCGUUGUUGGGGAUUUUUAUACAUCAGGAACGCAGGACACAGAGGUCAGGGUGUCCAUUUCAUAUUUUUUCCUAUUUUUUGAACCUAUUCCUAUUUUCUCCUAUUUUAAAACUAAAACCUCCUAUUUUUCCUAUUUUUUAGCUGGUGAAGCCAAAAUUGUAACAAAAUUGAAAAUGGAAUUUUUAGUUGUAUGUCUUUAGAGUGAGAGUUAUCAUAAAGCAAGUAGUAUGUUGACUUUGAUGCUCUAAUAUUAGCAAAAAUAAUAGUUACAUUUUGUUCUUUCCAUGACCUUUAUUGCCCAUUAGAGUUCUGUGAACAACUAUGUUAUAUUGUUGCUUUUUGUAUAAAUUUCUAGUUUACCUACAUGUAUUGUAUCUAGUUCUCAUGACUAUUGAAUAAUAUUGCGCAUAGCCCCCCCGAAACUGCAUUUCAGUAUCUGUACAUGUCUUGCUCGCUUUUAUGUUCAUCUUUGAAACUGAAAACAGUUGUCCUCUCACAACACAGUUCAGAUAAAUCAUCCAAUCCAGGCGCGGAUCCACACCAGUUUCCACCGUUUUACAAAAAUCGGUCACAUUUUUCAUUAAUAAAUAUAUUUUUAAUAAAAUGAAAACUUUCCAGGUUAAAAUCUUGCCAAUAUUCUGUCUGCAUGAUUCAGGAACCUAGUAAAGGGGACCUUUGGGAGUUAAAAUCCAAAAAAGUUCCUGGGGGAGUAUGCCGCUGGACCAGUCCCUCUAGAAGCUUGUUUAGGAAAUCAGUCAGUAUUUAUCCUAGAUCCACGUCUGCAAUCAGCUUCUUGUUUAAAAAGCAAUCACUACCUAGAUUCUGGAUGUUUAACAUGAAAAGAAGAGACUCAAGUUUAGUUUACGGCACUAGCUCCCUUGGUGAGCCCUUGUUAACAGCUAUACCUAAGAAACUGAUGAAGGAUCCAAUAUUUUGGUUGCGAAACUGGUCUUGCAGUCAUAGCUAAGUAGAGUGAUAUGUUGUUAGAACUUAACCAUGACACACUUACAAUCUGGUACUAAAUAGGUCAGUAUCAUUUUGCGUACAACAGGGAAGGCCUGGUUCCAAACUUAAAACAGUAUGCUGUCUUUUGACUCUAACAAGCAUAUUGUCAACCAGCUACCGAUUGCAGAUUAAUUAAAGGAAAGCUUUCCGUAGAACUUUUUAGUUCCAGUUCGAUAACCAUCAAUGACAAUGCGAUCAUAAGAAAAUUCUAUCCUAAGAAAUUUCACUCUUCAAAGCUUUUUAAAGUUUUGCUGCCAACUUGAAGGGAAUUGCAUAUGAUCACCUUUGAUUAUUAACCACAUUCGACCUGUAGUCAAGCAUAUCAUUCUGAUUACAGCAUAACUAAGCCCAUAAACUAAAUGUUACUGAUCAUUUUGACUCCUUCUAAGCCACGAAAGUUGAUCUACAUCCUGCGAACAUAGAAGCUGAGGACUCGUAGUCUUUAUUAUAACCCUGAUGGGGUGCUGGGAGGCUAUCUUUGUCGAUGAAAGUACUAUUGAUUUUCCUAUUUCUCUCCUAUUUUUUAACGUAAAGUUUACUAUUUUUUCUAUUUUCUCAAUCCUGAGUUUCCUAUUUUCCUAUUUUUUUGAGCAACCAUGCCGCUGUACACCCUGGGAGGUAACUUUAAGGCACUGAAAGGAAAAGAAAUUGAAUAUGGUGUUACCACUUUCACAGUAAUUUUGCCAAGUAGUUACAGGUUUAGCAAUAAUAAGCAAGUAAAAGCCUUAUAUUUAUAAUGAUUUUUAUUUUCAGGCUGUGUAUUUUACUGCUACAUUUCCUUACGUUGUGUUGACCAUCUUCUUUGGCCGUGGAGUUAGUUUGGAGGGGGCUGGAGCUGGAAUUGCACACAUGUUUAAACCUCAGGUUGGGGUUUGAAUCCUCUUAAUCAUGUUGAAAUAUUGUUGAAUUUGUUCUUGCUGUUGCAGUACUUACUAACAUUUUUGGAUCUUUUUUGUUUCUGUUUCUGUUUUUUUUUUUCAGUUUUCUAAGCUGAUCAAUCCCCAGGUUUGGCUGGAAGCAGCAACUCAAAUCUUCUUCUCCCUUAGUGUGGCAUUUGGAGGACUUAUUGCCAUGUCCAGUUACAACCCGGUGCACAACAACUGCCACCGUGAUGCCAUUAUGGUGUCCCUUAUCAACUGUGGAACUUCUGUUUUUGCUAGUAUUGUUAUUUUUUCCAUUCUUGGAUUUAAGGUUUGUGUUGAACUGAGUACACCUUCUUUUUUAAUCAUUUUAUUAUAAGAAACAAAUUCCCCCCCCCCUCCCCCAUCAGAUUUUAAAGCUUUUUGAGCCCAGCUUCGUCAACAAAAAAUUGAAAGAGUUAGAAUUGAAUUUGGCAAGUCCCUGAGUCAAGUAAUUAACAAAUUAUUUGAGACUUUAAACUUAUAAUUAGUUGCCUACAGCAAGGAUACUUAUAUUGCAUCAUGUCUUUGCCAAAGCAAGGAACCACUUAUUUAGUUGAAUCUCCAUUCCUGUAACAGUAUUUUUCCAAAUCUUUGUGAUGUGUGGAAAAUAGGCCUAUUUCGACAUAUUAAAAUUCAUACGUGGCUAGGAGGUAUGGGGGAAUAAAACAAAAGAAAUUUAUUAUUCAUUGCUGAGCCUCAAGAUGAUUUUUGUUUUGUUUUAUCCAAUAUCCUCUUUGCAUGACUUGAUCACAUGAUCAACUUUCAGUAAACACGAAAACAGUCCACUUUUGAAAAAUUUUGUUAGCACAAGCUGAAAGAGCACAUUAAAAUUGGCUAACCUGAGAAUUUUCAGCCGUAUACCUCAAAAGUAGCAAUUACAACAGCUGCUGAAAGUUAGAAGCAUUUGUAUCAGAAAAACAACUUUUGCCAUCCAGUCAUGCUUGCAUGGUUUUCCAUACAAAUCCUUAAAAUUCUGAAAUUUUUAAACUGUCGUUAUAUCUUAAUCCCAUUCAUUUAAGAGCUCAAAUUGCCUGUUGUGAAUUAAAAGGAGAUUUGAGCCCUGUAAUGCUUAAGGAAACAUUUCAUGACAGUUUUGAAAUUUUCGAAAUUACAAGGAUUUGUACGGAAAACCAUGCAAGUGUGACUGGAUGGCAAAAUUUGUUUUUCUCAAACAAAUGCUUCCAACUUUCGGUAGCCAUUGCAAUCGCUACUUUUGAGAUACACGGCUGAAAAUUCUCAGGUUACCUAAUUUUAAUAUGCUCUUUCAGCUUGUGCUGGCAAAAUUUUUCAAAAGUGAACUGUUUUUGCGUUUACUGAAAGUUGAUCACGUGAUCAAGUCAUGCAAAAAGCCUAUUCCCCCAAACCUCGUAGGCAAGUUUGAAAUUGGUCUAUUUUUAAAUUUUUUUGUAGGCCACUCGUUCCUUUGAAGAUUGUAAAGUAUUUUAUGGAGCCAUGAAUAGCACAAAUGGAACUGACUUGGUUGCAGAAAAAUGUAAAGAUUUGGAUCAUUGGCUCUCAGAGGUAAGUUACUAGGAAUACUUGUACUACCACAAUUGCCAAGUUUGGAUAAAUCCUUCUUCCUUUUACAUUUUUAUGCUCACUGGCUUUUAGCCAAUAUGCAGUAUGUCAAUGGCUGUGUAAAUCCAAUUCUAUUGUCCCUCUAGCAGACGAUGUUUAACCCUUAUCUUUCAGAGCUAAGGUGCCUAGUUUGAUACCUGCUAUUGCCCUUUUUUGACAAAUUUAUUAGAUUCUUUUUUCUUAUCCUUUUUUUAAGCCCAACAAUUUAGUAUUAUAAAAGUACAUUAAUCAUUGUGAAAAUAACUAGGUCUAAAGUAUUGCCCCCAGAUUAGUGAAUGUCGUGAUGAAUGAACUUGAUCAUUUGAGACUCCCUUAAUUGCAUGGUAAUAUCAUUUUUCCUCUGAUCAUUGUUCCUUUUUAUGUGUGUAUUUGUUGCUACAGUAUCUUCCUGACCUGUCAUUGAUUUCUAUUUAAUGCCGAUAUCAACUGGCUGCCUGGUUCUGCUAGCUCUAAUGGUUAACCAGGCAGCAAGUACUUUUACUUUCAUUAUUUUCAUGUCCUAAUUUAUCGUUAAGCAAGAGUGAGUACAAAUAAAGAUUAUUGUUGAUGUUGUUGUUUGGAAUUCAAAUAUUUCUUUUCCAUUAGUAAACAACAAACACGAUAUGUCAAUAUGUGAACCUAGAAAAAAAUACAAGAAAAAAAAAACAGGUUUUUAUCUAUGGUCCACUAGCAUUGUUCACAAAUCUGUCAUUAGUAAUAUUGUCUCCGUCCAUUAACUGGUCUGAGAGUUGUUUUAUCUUGUUUGUGAUCAGUCUGCAUCAGGUCCUGGAUUGACCUUCAUUGCCUUCACUGAGGCCAUUGUAAAGAUGCCUGCUUCCCCUGUCUGGUCAGUGCUGUUUUUCUGCAUGUUGUUAACCCUUGGUCUUGGCAGCAUGUUUGGAACUUUGGAAGGCGUCAUUACCCCAUUUUAUGACAUGAAGAUUGUGCCUUGGAGGAAAGAGAUCAUUACUGGUAUGUACCGGUAUUUGUUUUCAGUAUUGUUUAAAGCAGCCUCAUCAUGCUUUCAGACCUCUUUGUUGUUGCUGCUGUUUUGUGUCUCCUUCUAUUUUUUCUUUUUUUACCAGAGUAAUACUUUGAGGGUUUUUGUAACUUCCAGAUAGCUUGCACCGGGAUUAAGACAAAGCAUUAUAAUGUCAGUUCUUUUUUAAACAGUUCAUAUAGUAUGCUGACCUUUAAGGAUUGGUGACCCAUCCAUUCCUGUACCAGUAUUUCCAACUUCCUGUAGUACUCUUUUAUUGAAGAUCAUCAUGAAAUACUGCAUGUUUUUGUUCAUUUUUCUUCUUUUGUUCUACCUUUUGAGUUCAGUGCAUAAAAUACUGUGGUGUAUGAUGUCUUUACCGGGAUUUUCGUGACUGUGUUUUUGGUACUUGGCAGAAAUAAUCCCGUUGAGGAUUCUGUAUUUCUGUCUGUUUUGUGCUUUCUUGGGGUGAACUAUUUAAUUAAUAUGCUGAUGUGAUAAUUAUAUGGUUGAAAUAGGUAUGGAUUCCACUGUGAGGUCUUAUAUGCAUGUCCAUUUUCUAAAUGUGGACGCCCUGUGAUUUUUAAACCUCUUUUAUACAGAAGCAUGUGACCUGUCCCAACUGACUUUAAAGCUAAACUUUUUCUUUUACUUUAAAUCUUGUGUGUUAUUGUUUCUUCAGGACUCAUCUGUCUUUUCUGUUUCCUGGUGGGUCUGCUGUUCACCCAGCAAUCUGGACAGUACUGGCUUCAGAUGUUUGACAACUAUUGUGCCACUUUGCCACUGCUGUUUAUUGGUCUUUGUGAACUUGUUGGUGUGAAUUACAUCUAUACAACUGAGAGGUAAGAUAUCAGUAACCACGGAUAAAGGCCCAACGCAAGUGGUUACCAGACAAUAAUCCGACCUAGGGCUUUUCCUGUCACAGAAUAUGGACAAAGAAACUAUUAAAGUAAUCAUAUGUAGCUCUCAACAGCUUACCAUUAACCAGUGGCAGCAAUUUUGACAGGCACAGUGUAAAAUGCAGACUGCUGACUGACUGCAGACUAUUGUUUUUAGGGUUAGAAAACAAUGGGACUAUUGCUGUCACAUACUCAUUUGCAUGAUGAAAAGAAUAGUCCACAGUCUGCGUUUUACACUGACCAAUUUUUACAAUGCCACCUCAGCAGAAGUGGGUGAAUAGUACUGCAUUAAUUUGUCAGCAGAUCCCUCUCAGUCCCUGGUCAUGUGUUAAUAUUAUUAUGUUUAGUAGAAAUAUUCAGGAAGUUUAGGAACUCCAUUUGCGAUGAACUUCGUCACCUCCCCAAGACAGCUUUCAAAAAACAAAUCAAUGACAUGUUAUUUUCGUUAUUAGAGGCCGAGGACAAUUUUGUUGAAUCGCCCAUUCUGCUUCAAAAAACAGCUAACUAUCGAGCAAAUACAGAGUUAAAUUUAUAAAGUAUACAUAUCUUAAUUUAGUGUCACAGUUAAUUUUACAAGUUUCAAGUAGUUGAUUUUGUUAAUGUUAUUAAUUUAUGUUUAAGCUUUAUUUCACUUAUAUAUAGCUGUUUAUUUAUUUAUUUAUUCAUCUAUUUAUUUGUAAAUUAUUACUCAGCUGACUGCUGUACUCAUUAUCUCCGCCGGCCUCAACUAGCACCUGCUACUUGCGGGCAGAAAUGGACUUAAUGUAAAUGUAGAUUGUUAAUAAUAAUAAAUAAAGUGUAAAAUUGAUUGCAAAAUUUUUAUCUAAAUGAGAGAGAAUUUCUUAUAAAUAAGAAAUUUUUUCCCAUUAUUGAGAACAAAUCAUGUAAAUGUUGAACACAUAGAAAUCAGCAAAUUAUUAUUUUAUGGUUUUAGACUUGUCCUUGAAUCAAAUAACACAGUACUUUCUAUUUCAUCUUUCAAAGUAAGUUUCCUGUCUUUUAAUGUCACAGAUUUGAAGAUGACAUUCAGUACAUGCUUGGCUUUCGACCACAUAUGUACUGGAAGAUUUGUUGGCGAUAUUUAUCACCUGCUCUCAUCACCAUCAUCUUCAUUGCCAGUAUCAUUAACUUGGCCAUCAAUCCCAUGCAAUAUUCGGCUUGGGAUGCUGUCAAUGUAAGUUAACCUACACUGUCUAGCUAGUUCAUUUUGUUUACAAUGUCAAUUACCCAUCCUUAUUCAUUAUGGAACUUGAGAGAUUUCCUGUAAAUGACAAAAUCACAGCUUCAUGUCAAAGAAAAAUGUCUCCCAAUCAUUCUAUUAAGCAUUAGAAAAAACAACAAAUAUGAACUUUGAAAAGCUGUAAGGCUAGCAAGUUUUCAAAGAGCAUAAAUGCGAUCCAUUUCAAUCUUCUUCGAGUUUGUCUAUCCACGGGUGCUAAGUUCCUUUUGUGUUUGCUGUGUUAUUUGUAUCUUCUUUCAUGUUUUGAGCGGUUAUUUAUAUGUUUCACUAGGUUUGGUGAUGGUUCCCACUGUUUGAAUUUUGGCAAAUCCCUGACACAGUUCAUUCAAGUCCCAAAAAUUUGCUUUAAGUACACACUGUAUAAAAUAAUGCCCAUGAUUGACUUAGAGAGUGGAAUCAUUAAAAGAAACUGACUUGAUGUUAAUUGUGUUUUGCUUUGCCCUACUUCAGUCAAAAACAGUGGAUACAAAGUAUCCUGGCUGGGGAUAUGCUAUCAUAGUCCUUCUUAUCUGCACAUCAGUACUCUUUGUACCAAUUGUUGCCUUGCUACGCUUCUUUGGCCUUUUAAAAUACCAGAAACCAACAUCUAAACAAGGAGAGGCCGGAGUAGUUGCCCCAGGAUCAGUGACGCCAUCAAUGUCACGCAUGCCUCUGCCACCCAUGGAAGUACCACUGGCUGGAACUCGUGAAGAUGAAGACUAGAAAUGGGAUCUGAAUCAAGUGAACUGGCUCUUCAGUGGGGUAUUGGACAAAAGCUAUCAUACUGGAUUUUUUCUCUUUUUUGUAUUCUGCUGAGGAGCUUGUUCACACUGGUAAUGAAUUUUUGAACUUAAUUGUGUAUAUAUAUAUAUAUAUAUCACUAACUGCUAACUCUACAGAUAAUUUACAUCUUUUAUUGUUGUGCUAGUCAAUUUAGAAGUAAGAUGAAGUGAAUCUAAAUACAUCUGAAAUUAUUUUUUCGUGAGGUAGGCUGUCAUUUAGAGGUAGUGUGUGUAAUCUGUAUGUUGUGUGUAAGCUGUUGACCAAUGCCAUAAUAGUGAGUGUUUCAUGUGGACCUCAACAAUAGUUUUUAUUAAACAACUACUUUGUGUACGGGAAAAAAUAUAUUGUUCUUGGUAAAUAAUUAAAAUGAUAAAGUUGGCAACAAGAGUUUUGGAAUACAUUUAUGUUCACCUGGUAUUAAACAGUUUGUAUGAAAAGUGAUGAAACAGAAAAUUAGAAAAGUUACCAUGAGUACAGGACUCUAAUGAUCCCCUAAGUGAAAGUACAUAAGACGUACAUUAGAACGGUGGUGGACAAAAUACUGACCCCCAGUCCUUGGACUACCCCUUGGACUGACUGCCAAUAUGGAGUACCCUAACCGGGUGCAAAGAAAGUCAGUUUUACAGCUUGCCUGAGUGGCAAGCUGUAGUCAGCAUGUACUAGCCCGAAAAAAAAAUUUUGAUGAGUAGGAUUGAUAACAGUUCUUCUGUGAUUUGAAUUCCAUCAAAAGCUUCACUUGCCAGUUGGGCAAGUUAAGGGCAGAAUUUACUAGCCCGAUAGCAAAAUCCACUAGCCCCAGACUACUGGACAAGGCUCCCUUUACACACUGCGUAGAAUGAACUGCUUAGCUGAAGUUUAGUGAUUAGGGUUAGGAAACUGAGUGAAUUCAGGUCAGUUUUCCCAGUAUAAUGAUCCUAGGUGGAACCUGAUUCACUAAGUUUCCUAACCCUAAUCACUAAACGUCAGUGUCGUAUUCCAUUUAGGGUUAGGGCUGGGGGUCAGAGUUUUGUCCACCACCCCUAAGAACUAGGUUGCUGAGUCAUGCUCUACAAACUUAAAGUCAGUUGUUAAUGUUUUCAUUCACUGGGCUAAUAUAAAAAUUGCGAGAAUAUUAAUAUUAUCUCUUUUGUAAAUACUGAAAAAGCAUAUAGAAGCAGGUGAUAGUCUUCAUCAUCCACAAAUUUGAAAGGUGGAACAACUCCAUUAUCAAGUUUGUGUGUGAAAUGGUGGAGGUUUUUGUCCUUGAAACUUGGUUAGGUACUGUUUAUUUCUUUCAACUUUUAGUAAGUCUUGUGAUAAAUCUAUCCAUGAACGUUAUCUCCUCUUGCUACUUCAUGUGGUGCCUCCAUGAACGUUCAUGUUCUUUCUCUACGUCAUGUAAUUUUAGACCGGAAGUCUGCCUUGUUGCUGAAUGUAUUUAAGGCUCUUACAUGUAGUACCAGGGUGGAUUAUUAGCUCAAUAGUGAAAAUGUUAGAUUUAAGGAUCAUGCUUUAGGCCAUGGCCAUACCAUGGCAAUGUUUGCUUGGACAAGAGACUUUGCUCUUUAUUUUCAGUCUCUUUACCUAUGUGGAAAUAUCAGCACUCUGAUAAUGUGACCUUUUUAUCUGGCAUGUUUUAUUUUCUCCAUGUAGAUCAUGUGGCAUUUUCAAGGAAAUUUACCCUUUGUCAUUUCACAAAUUAUGCCUAAAAUAUGUAUGUGAAUAAGACAACAUUGAAAGGAACAGUUCUAUAGGGUAUUAUCAAAACACGAAAUAUAAAAGUUAACCAUGUAUACCAUAACUACUGGUUGUUAACAGUUGUCUUACAGUUAAGGAGGGUGAGUGCCGUGCCCGUCCCUAAAGCUUUCACAGGGGUCUUAUGUUAUGACAGCUUACAAAGUUCUGUGACACUCUAGCAGAGUAUAUUAUGUAUAUUGAUGAGAAUGGAGGAUCAGAUAAACGUCUGGUUAUUUUAAUGCUAUUAACAGUAGUACAGCGUGCAUUUUUACAUUUUGCCUUUGAAAUGAUUCAGUUACCGUCAUCCAAAAUAGUUUCUCAAAAAAUGAUUUUCGUUUUAGUAUGGUUUUUCAUAAUGAGAAUGGUAGAUUCAAAUUUCAAUUUAGCUUACACAAAAAAUAAAAAAGAAACAAUGGAUCUAGCACAUUUUUAUCAUGUUAUUAAUUCUGUCACUUUUUAAGUUAAUCAACUCCUUCAUUCUCUGUGCCAUUCCUAGCUUACCGUGAUAAUUUAUAUCACAGUUGAUGAAAUCUGGAAGCAAGCCCUCCAUUUAGGAGAGUCGCGAGCGGCAAGCCCACGGAGACAUGCGUUCCCUCGCGGCUUGCUCGCUCGCUCGCAGGCUGCAGUUGACGCGCCGUUGACGCUGCCUGAUAUAUUCUUAGAAUGUCCCAAAUAACAAAGAUUUUAUAUGUUAAAUUGGAUAGAAAUUAUUCCGUUCUGUCUUUAGUAGAAAGUUUGUUAAAUAAUGUAGAACUUUGGACUGUAAAUAGCGAUACUGGUAGUGCGUUUAUAAUGUGUAACUAGGUGAGUCGUCAGUGUGACUUAAGUAUGAGACACUUGUAUUAGGGCUUGUUGGUUUUUUUUUUCGCUCUUGUUUCAUGAGUCUCGCUCGUAUUAGAAUUACAUUCUUCAGGUUAUUUCUUUAAAUUACUAGAUGUUGGAAUGGUUAUGAUUGUAGUUAACCUCAAAGUUUUAGCGUAGGGAUUCGAUAGGCUGAAGUCAAUGUUGAAAUCAGCUCUUUUUAGUGAAGCGUAUAGAGUGUCUUCUCUUGAACCGUGAAACAGAUACUAACAAAUAGUGCCAAAUAGCAAGAGGUAAACAAAAGAAGACGUUAGAAUUAGUGCAUAAUAGUGCGUAGUAUUCUACUACUAUUUCACGGGUCAAGUAAUAUCACCCUAUACGUAUCUAUCUCUGCAAGACAUAGCGUCGUUUUUUUUCCUACUGUAUGGUGCACGCUCGUAAAAUUGACUCCCGCGCGAGGAUACGCGCGACAGGAGGCGCUACGUGCGCUUUGCUCCACUCCCUUCGAGAAAAUAAGACUUAAGUCAUUUGAUUUAUCGUUCAGUCCUACGGUAUGGAUGGGCAGUGGUUUUUUUCCAGACCAACGUGUAAAGAUGCCACCCGAACGCAAGAAAUGUGACUAAUUUUUGCGCGAUCCAUUUAUCUGGAAACCAUUGCCAUGCCUUACUGUAGAACUAACUGUACGGUUCCGUAGAUAUUAAUGUUAUUCACAAGAAAAAGCCUGCUAUUUUUAGUUUCCCUUCAGUGACGUCAAUUAACCCGGCUUCUGCUAUCAGAGUACUGCAGGGUAUGAUGACGCCAAAGUAGGGACACUUUAACUUUAUUUAGCCUUAGUAUUAUAACCGUGCAUAGCCAUAGUCGAUGAUGUAAUCAGAGAGAGCUUUCACCAGAGUUGAGCAUUUUAGAAGUGCUCUCACUGGUCUGAUUUCUUAACAAGGCAAUCGUAUUCGCAAGAAAGGCAAAGCGCUAAAUCUGACAUGAAGUGUAGGCCUAUGUGGGGGAUUUCAUUUGCACGAAAAAGGAUACGGCUCGUAUGAGGCUACCUCUAGAGUGAGCUAGUUUGAACUCUGUACCGCAGAAUGAAAUACGGCCUAUUUAGGACCAUUGUAGCUUAAGCUAAAAAAUAAAUUAAGCUUGUUUUAAUGUUGUAGGGUGACCACGUUUCAGUUGUUCAUUAUAAUUGGAGAGUUGAACAUAGAUCUCUGU
Messenger RNA from Porites lobata, 20595 nucleotides. NCBI's taxonomy places the organism in Eukaryota, Metazoa, Cnidaria, Anthozoa, Scleractinia, Poritidae. The record is from the annotation of a GenBank genome assembly.